Messenger RNA from Tripterygium wilfordii, 3246 nucleotides. Its product is annotated as coatomer subunit gamma-like. The transcript is spliced from 18 exons. Bases 163 to 2826 code for a protein of 887 amino acids. Gene Ontology annotation, biological process: endoplasmic reticulum to Golgi vesicle-mediated transport; intra-Golgi vesicle-mediated transport; intracellular protein transport. NCBI's taxonomy places the organism in Eukaryota, Viridiplantae, Streptophyta, Magnoliopsida, Celastrales, Celastraceae. Gene Ontology annotation, cellular component: endoplasmic reticulum-Golgi intermediate compartment; Golgi membrane; endoplasmic reticulum. The record is from RefSeq and is a predicted model, not a curated record. Gene Ontology annotation, molecular function: structural molecule activity.
CUCUCCUCACAGGAUCCCAGCGAGUCUCGUAUUUCCCCUUCCUUUGCUCGAUAGAGGUGGGCGAACAUCUUCCAAAUUCACUGCUGCGUCUCGGGACUCAGAGAGACACAGACACUGUGUAGUUAAUUCUUAUUUGAUUUUGGAGUCCUAUCUCAUAUCGCGAUGGCUCAGCCUCUGCUGAAGAAGGACGAUGAUCGCGACGAAGAAGCUGAAUACUCUCCAUUUUUGGGGAUUGAAAAGGGUGCUGUUCUUCAAGAAGCUAGGGUUUUCAAUGACCCUCAACUUGAUGCAAGAAGAUGCUCUCAGGUCAUUACAAAGCUUCUCUAUUUGCUGAACCAAGGAGAAACAUUCACCAAGAUAGAAGCAACAGAAGUUUUCUUUGCAGUGACCAAGCUUUUUCAGUCAAGAGAUAUUGGUUUGAGGAGAAUGGUCUAUUUGAUGAUAAAGGAGCUUUCUCCAUGUGCUGAUGAGGUUAUUAUUGUGACAAGCUCCCUGAUGAAGGACAUGAAUAGCAAGACUGAUAUGUAUCGGGCAAAUGCUAUUCGUGUGCUUUGUCGAAUAACUGAUGGAACCCUUCUCACUCAAAUCGAGCGAUACUUGAAGCAGGCUAUUGUUGAUAAGAAUCCUGUUGUUGCUAGUGCUGCCUUAGUCAGUGGGAUCCAUUUACUCCAGACAAACCCUGAGAUUGUCAAAAGGUGGAGCAAUGAAGUUCAGGAAGCUGUACAGUCAAGGGCUGCCCUUGUACAAUUUCAUGCCCUAGCCUUGCUGCAUCAGAUACGACAAAAUGAUCGAUUAGCUGUAAGCAAGUUAGUUACCAGUUUGACAAGGGGAACUGUUCGCUCACCUUUAGCUCAAUGUCUUUUGAUACGUUAUACCAGUCAGGUGAUCCGUGAGUCAGCCCCAAAUACACAAACAGGCGAUCGCCCCUUUUAUGAUUAUCUUGAUGGUUGUUUGCGCCAUAAGGCAGAGAUGGUGAUUUUUGAGGCUGCAAGAGCAAUUACUGAUCUCAGUGAUGUGACAAGCCGUGAGUUGACUCCAGCUAUUACAGUUCUCCAGCUCUUUUUAAGUUCUUCCAAGCCAGUACUGAGAUUUGCAGCUGUCCGUACUUUGAACAAGGUGGCUAUGACUCAUCCAAUGGCUGUCACCAACUGCAACAUAGAUAUGGAGAGUCUGAUAUCCGACCAAAAUAGAAGCAUUGCCACUCUUGCAAUCACCACACUUCUGAAGACCGGAAAUGAAUCAAGUGUCGAGCGCCUGAUGAAGCAGAUAACAAAUUUCAUGUCUGAUAUUGCAGAUGAGUUUAAAAUUGUUGUUGUGGAGGCCAUUAGAUCAUUAUGUUUAAAGUUCCCUCUGAAGUACAGAUCUCUGAUGAACUUCCUAAGUAACAUUCUGAGGGAAGAAGGUGGUUUUGAUUACAAGAAGGCGAUCGUGGAUUCCAUUGUGAUUUUAAUAAGAGAUAUCCCAGAAGCCAAAGAAAGUGGGUUGCUUCAUUUGUGCGAGUUUAUUGAAGAUUGUGAAUUCACCUAUCUUUCCACUCAGAUACUUCAUUUUCUAGGCAUUGAAGGGCCAAAAACCUUAGAUCCUAGCAAAUAUAUACGAUAUAUCUAUAACCGUGUGCAUCUUGAGAAUGCGACUGUUCGUGCCUGUGCCGUAAGCACAUUGGCCAAGUUUGGAGCUGCUGUUGAUACUUUAAAGCCUCGUAUAUUUGUUUUGUUGAGACGAUGCCUCUAUGACAGUGAUGACGAGGUUCGUGAUAGAGCGACACUUUAUCUCGAUACACUUGGCGGUGAUGGUUCAGUUGUAGAAACUGACAAAGAUGUAAAAGAUUUUCUAUUUGGGUCAUUGGAUGUCCCACUUCUCAACCUCGAAACAACUUUGAAAAAUUAUGAACCGUCUGAAGAACCAUUUGAUAUAGCUUCUGUUCCAAAAGAGGUUAAGUCGCAGCCACUUGCUGAGAAGAAAGCCCCAGGCAAAAAACCUAUUGGUCUUGGUGCUCCAUCUACUGGCCCUGUCUCUACAGUUGAUGCUUAUGAAAAGCUUCUGUCCUCAAUUCCAGAAUUUGCAGACUUUGGGAAGCUUUUCAAGUCCUCCGCCUCUGUGGAGCUCACUGAAGCAGAAACUGAAUAUGCUGUUAAUGUAGUUAAGCACAUCUUCGAUAAGCAUGUAGUGUUCCAGUACAACUGCACCAACACAAUCCCAGAGCAAUUACUGGAAAAUGUCACUGUUAUUGUUGAUGCUUCCGAAGCUGAGGAGUUCCUGGACGUAGCAACCAAGCCUCUGAGGUCUCUUCCUUAUGAUUCUCCUGGACAGACUUUCGUGGCAUUUGAGAAGCCAGAGGGAGUACCUACUGUUGGGAAAUUUUCAAAUAUGCUGAGAUUCAUUGUAAAGGAGGUUGAUCCAACUACUGGUGAGGCAGAGGAAGAUGGCGUGGAAGAUGAAUACCAGUUGGAAGACCUUGAGGUUGUUGCAGCAGAUUAUAUGAUUAAAGUGGGAGUAUCCAAUUUCAGGAAUGCGUGGGAAAGCAUGGGCCCAGAUUUUGAGCGCACAGAUGAAUAUGGGCUUGGUCCCAGGGAGAGCUUGGCUGAAGCUGUGAAUGCGGUCAUCAACCUUCUAGGCAUGCAGCCUUGUGAGGGCACAGAGGCAGUCCCUCCAAAUUCUAGGUCGCACACAUGUCUAUUGUCUGGUUUAUACAUAGGCAGUGUGAAGGUUCUUGUGCGUUUACAAUUUGGAAUUGAUGGCCAAAAGGAGGUUGCUAUGAAAUUGGUUGUUAGAUCCGAAGACGAAACUGUCAGUGAUGCCAUACAUGAGAUUGUUGCAAGCGGCUAGUUGGUCAAUAUAGUUAAAUUUUUUAUUUACCCCCAUAUUUUGGGUUGUUCCUUUUUCGUGGAUGAGAAUGCAGGGGAUUUAUUUGCACCAGGAACUUGUUGCAGAAAGGAGUUAAAGCCCCUUGACCGGAAUCGAGGACUCAUUUACAGUCAUUUGAGCUUCUCGAUAAUAUGUUAUCACAUCAAGGUUCAUAGGAGCAGGUUUUUGCUUUUGUGUUUUUCUUUUUUCCGCCUGUUUCCAUUUCCUAACAACUGUAUAAGAACUUAAAUUUGAAGUAGAGGAGCAUGAAUCUUUUGUUGAAUAUAGGAGAUCAACCUUCUUGGAAUAGUGCUUCAAUGAUUUGCCCGAACUCAAGUGGAAGAAGGCAGGGGAUUGAUCUCCUUAAACGAACUCCUUAAAUGUAUUCAAGUAAUUGCAUUU